GCGCGGCGUGCGUGUGCUCGUUGGCUGCAGGGAGGAGCCGCACGCGUGGGAGCCGGCCGUGGUGUCGUCAGCCGCCUCACGAUGGUCACCGCUCCCUCCCACCCCGUCACCCUGUCACAGCCGCGGCGGGCACUUCCGGGCGCCCCGGGUGUCCGUUGGGUCUGUCAGCACGCACUCCCCGGAGCGCGUCGCGGCAGGCAGGAAGAGCACAUUUCAAAUCUUUGGGAAAGAAGUGUGCCUCAUAGAUUAUUCGAUGUGUCCCGUCCCCAGCGCUGUUCGAGAGCCCAUCUGCUGUGAGUGCCAGGCCAGGUUCGGGGGCUGCCUGCCCGUGCCCAGGGUCAAGGCUGCCCUGCCUUACUGGGUCCCUUUGUCUCUGAGACCCCGAAAGCAGAUCCCAAAGAUGGUCCAGUUUUAUACCCCCAAAACCACCAAGGCAUGCCCCUGUCCAUGCCACCGUUUUGGGGGCCGCCUCCCGAUGCCUAGGGAUCAGGCUGUGAUGCCCUACUGGGUGCCCCAGGUCCUGAGGCCUCACACGAAGGUGGUGAAAAGGCAGCAGAGUUUUAAAGGCAUGCAAGAAUCCCCGCUGGACUUGCGCUCCCGGUACCACCGCUGGCGGGUCUGCUGUGAUGGGAGCCUCUUCCUCAAGUGGCGGCAGCUCCAGGCCCUUCACCACCAGGAGCCACCGGCCCUGGGGAGGGGAGAGAGCCCCCCGGCCCCCAUCCUGCCCCUCGGCCUCAGCCUCCUCACCCUGCUGCAGGCCGUCGUGAGGGUCGUGGUGGCCAUUCGCCAGUUGUUUUGGGUUUGAACUUGGAAUCUUCAGCUACUGUUGAGAACAUCCGCGAACAUGUCAAUUGUAAUCAAGUCAGGAGGAGUCUGUGAUGGCCCGCAUUGUCUCAGGUCAUAUAAUUCACACCCAGGGUUGAAUCCAAGCUGUUUAUCAUCCGGGAGGCUGUGGAUGCUGGUGAGACCCUGAAUGCGGCCAAUAAAUGUUAUUUGUGAGACU
Messenger RNA from Leopardus geoffroyi (Geoffroy's cat), 1003 nucleotides. RefSeq names its product chromosome E2 C16orf95 homolog (gene CE2H16orf95). The record is from RefSeq and is a predicted model, not a curated record. Lineage: Eukaryota; Metazoa; Chordata; Mammalia; Carnivora; Felidae. Bases 254 to 805 code for a protein of 183 amino acids. The transcript is spliced from 7 exons.